Odobenus rosmarus divergens (Pacific walrus) is the source of this 2955-nucleotide messenger RNA. RefSeq names its product regulator of chromosome condensation (RCC1) and BTB (POZ) domain containing protein 2 (gene RCBTB2). Gene Ontology annotation, molecular function: protein binding. Bases 222 to 1805 code for a protein of 527 amino acids. The transcript is spliced from 12 exons. NCBI's taxonomy places the organism in Eukaryota, Metazoa, Chordata, Mammalia, Carnivora, Odobenidae. The record is from RefSeq and is a predicted model, not a curated record.
GCGCCGUCGCCGGCCCCCUCCCCUCGAGUGCGCUCCCCUCCCUUCCCAUCCCCGGCCUGGCUCCCGAACGCAACCCGCCGAGGCCGGGCGGCUUCAGGGGGAGGCGCCAACUCGUCGCUGCGCCGGGCCCCCGACCGAGCAGUAACGGCGACCCAGAGGGCGGAGCGGAUGCGGCUCGGGCCUGCGCUGAGCCAGUACAGGCUACUCUAUCAUCUUUGAAGAUGUUAGAUGUGGGAAAGUGGCCAAUUUUCUCCCUUUGUUCUGAGGAAGAACUGCAGUUAAUUCGUCAGGCCUGUGUCUUUGGCAGUGCUGGCAAUGAAGUUUUAUAUACUACAGUAAAUGAUGAGAUUUUUGUGCUUGGCACAAACUGCUCUGGUUGUUUGGGAUUAGGUGACGUCCAGAGUACCAUCGAACCUCGGAGACUGGAUUCUUUAAGUGGCAAAAAAAUAGCCUGCCUCAGCUAUGGGAGCGGCCCCCAUAUUGUCCUUGCAACAACAGAAGGAGAAGUCUUUACCUGGGGUCAUAAUGCUUAUAGCCAGCUAGGCAAUGGGACAACUAAUCAUGGUUUAGUGCCCUGUCAUAUUUCUACUAAUUUGUCAAACAAACAAGUCACUGAAGUUGCCUGUGGGUCUUACCAUUCUUUGGUGCUAACAUCUGAUGGAGAGGUAUUUGCCUGGGGUUAUAACAACUCCGGGCAGGUAGGAUCUGGAUCAACAGCCAAUCAGCCGAUCCCUCGAAGAGUCACGGGCUGCUUACAGAAUAAAGUAGUUGUGAACAUAGCAUGUGGGCAGAUGUGUUCAAUGGCAGUGGUGAACACUGGGGAGGUCUAUGUCUGGGGUUACAAUGGAAAUGGGCAGCUUGGACUUGGCAGUAGCGGCAACCAGCCAACUCCCUGUAGAAUAGCAGCUCUGCAAGGCAUUCGUGUCCAGCGGGUUGCCUGUGGCUACGCACACACAUUAGUGUUAACAGAUGAAGGCCAAGUGUAUGCUUGGGGUGCAAAUUCUUAUGGCCAGUUGGGCAUUGGCAAUAAAAGUAACCAGUCCUAUCCUGCGCCUGUCUUCAUGGAAAAGGACAGAAUUAUAGAGAUCGCGGCCUGCCACUCUGCGCACACAUCGGCGGCCAAGACCCAGGGCGGGCACGUGUACAUGUGGGGCCAGUGCCGGGGCCAGUCGGUGAUCCUGCCCCACCUCACCCACUUCUCCUGCACCGACGACGUGUUCGCCUGCUUUGCCACGCCUGCCGUCUCGUGGCGCCUCCUGUCCGUAGAACCCGACGACCACCUUACGGUGGCCGAGUCACUCAAGAGGGAAUUUGACAACCCCAAUACGGCCGACCUGAAGUUCCUGGUGGAUGGAAAGUACAUAUAUGCACAUAAAGUCCUUCUCAAAAUUAGGUGUGAGCAUUUUCGUUCUUCACUGGAAGACAACCAGGAUGAUAUCGUAGAAAUGAGUGAAUUUUCGUAUCCUGUUUACCGAGCCUUCCUGGAAUACCUAUACACGGACAGCAUCAGCCUUUCUCCGGAGGAGGCAGUAGGGUUGCUAGAUUUGGCUACAUUUUAUAGAGAAAAUCGUUUGAAAAAGCUCUGCCAGCAAACUAUCAAGCAAGGAAUCUGUGAGGAGAAUGCCAUCGCUCUGCUUUCGGCUGCCGUGAAGUACGAUGCUCAGGAUUUAGAAGAAUUCUGCUUCAGGUUUUGCAUAAACCAUUUGACUGUAGUAACACAGACUUCAGGCUUUGCAGAAAUGGACCAUGAUCUUCUCAAGAACUUUAUCAGCAAAGCAAGCAGAGUUGGAGCCUUUAAAAAUUGAUCCUCACCUGCAAGAAAUAAUUUUUAGCAUUUCCAUUUUCCCUGCAAAAGCCAGAGAAUAACUUCUCCUUAAUAGUAUUUAUGAUGAGCUACUCUUGACUGAAUACUUACGUUCUGUCGAAAGAAGGCGGUGGUCAGUCUGCCCCAUCAGCUGAAAUCUGAAGUUGACAGUAGAAAGCAUUCAGUGCUCUGAUCAGAUGUGACUAAGCCCAAGAGAAAAAAACUGAAAUGUCUUAUUUACCAUUUCCUCUUUCGAGUCACUUAAGUUGGACACUUUUGGUACAUUGGUCUAAGUAUAUGCUAUUCUAGCCAAAUUUUCAUUCUUUCAAAAGCUGGUAUCACACAGAAAGCUUGACGAGGAAUGCUGUCAUAACAUAUUGUCAGCAUCCAGCACAGUGCCUUGCAUACUAAGUAGGCACUCAGUUAAUUUCUUAUAAAUCUGAAGCAUGCCCUUAGAACAGCUUUAUUUGUGGGAUACUGGAUGAAGGAAUAACUUGUACAAAAACAAAUUUGAAAUAGCCUGUAACUAGUGAGGUUCAUAUUCUUCUGGUAACUGGUUCUGAGUCAUAGUGACUUAACUAUGAGCAUUAAUUAAAAUCCACAAACAGCCUUGGCAAAUAAUUGUCAGAGUCCCAAGGGCUAAUUUUAAUUUUCUGUUUACUCUGAGUCAUUAAUUUCUCAUAUGGGAUUAUUGAAUAUGAAGUAUUGUCUCUGAAUGAAUGUUAUUUCUGGGCUCAUCUGCCUUACAUAAUUGCAUUAUGUCUUUCCCUUUUGUGUUAAGAGAGAUUUGCCUGUGUAAGUAAAAAUGAUUAUGCGUUUCUCUUGUAGUUGACUUUUAUGUCACUAUAAAACAGACCUGGCACAGAAUAAUUAUAAAGUGCUAGCUGAAAAGGAUCUCACACUUACAUUUCAUGGACAGCAUUAACAAGAAUGAGAUAAAUUUAUACUUUUUAGAUCAAAACAAGUUACCCAACUGCAAGAGAGAAACUGGAACGGGAUGUAGGAUGUAGCGUCAGAUUCCUCUAAUACGUGGUUUCACUAUAUGAUACGUGUUUCAAAAUAUAUUACGUAAAGAAAAACUCUUUUGGAAUUAGAAACCUUGUUCUGAUGCUGAACCAUUUGAUAAUAAAGUGCUUAUUUGCAGAUAAUAG